ACGUGUAUUGUAGGUGGUUCUGUCAAAGAAGGCGGAAGUCUUCUGACGACAUUUGUUUUGGAAAAUAGGCAAGUGUAAGAGAAUGGAGACGAAGACGGAUACUACUCAUAAACUGGUGUUUGAGAAGGAGGGAGUGUACCUCCACACCAAUGCUAAGAGGAGUAACCAAGACACAACCCUUCCUGGGUUCAUCCGUAUAGUGGAACGGAACGGGGAGCCAGCUUUGGAGUGGAGCGCACUGGAAGACGAAGGUCGAAAUGCGCCAGCUGUUUUCUACACGAAAAAGGAUGGAGAAGGAGGGGUGGAAGACACUAACUUUGACCCUGGCUAUGAGCCAGACUGGGCCGUCAUUAGCACAGUGAAGAGAGACCGUGUCGGAGAGCAUCCCCCAGUUAAAGAGACCAGUCAGUGGUCAUUCUCUCUGCCUCUGUCGGAGCUGUACUCUCUUCGACGGUCCCGUUUCUCCCUGGGACGUAAUUUCCUGGUUCUAACCAGCAGGGGGGGUCACCCCCUACCGCCUCUGCACUUUCACCGGGGGGGCACAAGGGAGCUGCUGAGAGCGCUGCAGCGUUACAUCAUCCUGGCCCCGUCACCGGUAGAUGGGCGUCUCUUCCUAGCAUAUCCUCAUGACUCCGGGGCCCUUUCUCAGUCCUUCGAUGAGCUGCAGCUCUUUGACGAUGGAAGUUCUGACCUUGUCUCUAGGUUUAUCCAGGACCCUUAUGCCACCACCUUUGGGGGAUUCUCUAAGGUCACCAAUUUCUUCCGAGGGGCCCUACGACCCCCAGAGUCCCCCCUCCACCCCCGUGGCCACCAGGACCACCAUGGGCCCCUGCCAGCUGACGAUGAACCUGGUUUUGAGCUCAUUAACUGUGGGGCGGAGCUUGGUCCUAGACCAGAUGUAAUGAGGGGACAGCCUCUGGACAAGUGGGAGGAGUUUUUGGACCCAGAGGGACGUGUGAAGGACCCCCAGCGAAUCAAAGAGCUGAUCUUCAGAGGGGGCAUCACACCAUCCCUAAGGAAAGAUGUUUGGAAGUUUCUUCUGGGAUUCUAUCCCUGGAAUAGUACUGUGAAAGAGAGGGAGGAUAUUCUGAGGAAGAAAACAGAUGAAUAUUUCAGAAUGAAGGUUCAGUGGAAGUCAGUCAGUGAAGAGCAAGAGAUGAGGAACUCCCUCCUCAGAGGAUAUCGCAGCCUGAUUGAACGAGAUGUGAGUCGGACGGACAGACACAACGCAUUCUUCUCUGGCAAUGACAACCCAGGCCUGACUCUCCUCCAUGAUGUGCUGAUGACAUACUGCAUGUUCAACUUUGACCUGGGCUAUGUCCAAGGCAUGAGUGACCUCCUGGCUCCUCUGCUGUUUGUGACCCAGAACGAGGUGGAGUCCUUCUGGUGUCUGACAGGCUUCAUGGAGAUGGUGCACCAGAACUUUGAGGAGUCCCAGGAGGCCAUGAAGCAACAGCUCCUUCAGCUUACUCUCCUGCUGAAGGCUCUGGACCCGGAGCUCCUGGACUACCUGGACUCCCAGGACAGUGGCUCUCUGUGCUUCUGUUUCCGUUGGUUGUUGAUCUGGUUUAAAAGGGAGUUCUCCUUUGAGGACAUCCUGUCCCUAUGGGAGGUUCUUUGGACUCGUCUGCCAUGUGAAAACUUCCAUUUGCUAAUGGCCGCUUCAAUUCUGGAAUCCCAGAGAGGGGAGCUCAUUGGCUCUGACCACGACUUUAACACAAUUCUAAAGCACAUCAAUGAACUGACCAUGAAGCUGGACCUGCAGACUGUCCUGCGAGGAGCAGAAGCCAUCUACCUACAGCUGGCCUGCUGCAAAGAGCUCCCCGGGAAGGUGCAGGAGGUCAUCGGUCUGUACGUCCCGCCGAGCUCUGACGAGACCAGCCCAGAAUCCGAGUCACAUGAGACGCAGCACCUUCUCAGCCAAUCACAGACGGCAGCUACGGCAACAAGCCAAUCGAGUAGCGGCGCUGCGACAGCGGCACGCCCUCCCACUACCUACCCGUGACCGGGUGAUUGGCAGGAGGACAGGAAGGCAUGAACCCAUCUGGGGUGUUUUAUUUAGGAAGCUAUACUUAUAUUGGAUGAAACAUGGGAAUAUAUGGGUAGUAGCAGUGCAGGUGUGAUGUUACUGAACUGUCCAACAGGACUCUGUUACCAUCUCUGACAGCCAGGGGGCAUUACAGACCAAAAGGAGAUGGAAGGCCUGUUUUCAUGACUGUAUUUAACCACAAUGUUUAAACAGUCCCAUUGAAGUCCUGUCAGUUAUGUUUUACUCAUCCAUCUGUCUUGUGAGAUAUUCUUACAGUCUUUAUUAUUUUCAUCCCAAAUCCUACUUUAUGUAUAAUGCUGCUAUUUCCUGACAAAUCCUUUCAAGCCUGUGUUUCUUUUCCAGCCUGUCUGACCCUUUUUAGUUGUGUAUUGUUGUGUUCUUAAUUGCACAAGGCACAUUGUUUUGUUAGUAUUCUGUCCUCACAGCCCCUCUUGCUCACAGGUGUCAAACUCAAAGGUAACUAAUUAUGAGCUCUGCUCACCUGGUUGUCUAGGUCAUAAUCUGACAACAAGCUGCAAGGAAAAAGCAAAAACCAGCUGACACUCCUUGGAAGGAGUUUAACACCCACUCUAAGGGAUUGGAAAUGAAUGAAAGGUGUUGAUACUGACAGAACAUUGUAAUGUACUGUAACAUGGUAUAUUCCAGCUCAUUGCAGAAAUGGCAUGCCAUUUAGAGGGCGAAACAUGCAGUACUAUAAUGUUUUACCAUUUUAAUUAUCAGUAUUAUGUCAUAACAAUAUUUUCACUAUCCUGAAAUGUUGUGAAAUAAAGGUUUUAAAAGUUA
Esox lucius (northern pike) is the source of this 2833-nucleotide messenger RNA. It is a transcript of the gene tbc1d17, whose product is annotated as TBC1 domain family, member 17. Bases 83 to 2005 code for a protein of 640 amino acids. NCBI's taxonomy places the organism in Eukaryota, Metazoa, Chordata, Actinopteri, Esociformes, Esocidae. The transcript is spliced from 17 exons. The record is from RefSeq and is a predicted model, not a curated record. Gene Ontology annotation, biological process: activation of GTPase activity. Gene Ontology annotation, molecular function: GTPase activator activity.